This is a messenger RNA of Styela clava, 598 nucleotides long. NCBI's taxonomy places the organism in Eukaryota, Metazoa, Chordata, Ascidiacea, Stolidobranchia, Styelidae. The record is from RefSeq and is a predicted model, not a curated record.
UGAAUGAAAUCGAAAAAAAGGUUGAUGGAAAUGCAGUUAAAAUGAAAGAAAUUGCGAGUUCCGACAAAAUAUCGAAGUCACAGUUUAACGGAAUCACUGAAAAUAGCGAAAAAAUCCAACAACAAUCUUUCGAAAUAAGUGAACUUCGUGAGACUAACAACAAACAAAAAUUGGAAAUCAGUACACUUUCAUCUAAAUUAAGUCAUCUUCAUAAAACGAACAGCGAUCAGAAAUUAGAAUUAGGUGAACUGCGUAAAAAUAACAAAAAACAAUCGUCAGAAAUUAGUGCACUAGGUAAAGAAAACAGUAAACGUUCCUCUGAGAUCAACGCAUUGAUAAAGGAAAUGGCCUCGUUGGAACGAAAAGUUGCGGAUAUCAACUCAAAGUGCUGCAAUAGCGCAUCUAGCAGCAGCCAUGCAAGCGGUUCGAGUGGUUUUCGUGUUGUGGGUGCUGCAAGUAGCACAAGCAGUGCAGGAGGUAUAGUUCGUACAGUUACAAGUGUUUCACGUGGUACAAGCGGUCGUGCGAGCAGUACAAGAAGAAUGUUCUGAAGCGAUAAAGUCUUCAUACUCAACCUAAAUAUGACCUUUAUGCUUAA